Messenger RNA from Catharus ustulatus (Swainson's thrush), 937 nucleotides. RefSeq names its product shisa family member 4 (gene SHISA4). The transcript has 5 exons. Lineage: Eukaryota; Metazoa; Chordata; Aves; Passeriformes; Turdidae. The record is from RefSeq and is a predicted model, not a curated record. The coding region runs from base 16 to 726 and encodes 236 amino acids.
AGAAGGAGCGAAAGGAUGGGGUGCAGGAAGAGGGAAAUGGCCGGGGGUGAAGACUGCCUGUGGUACCUGGACAGAAACGGGUCAUGGCACCCUGGCUUCGACUGCGAGUUCUUCACCUUCUGCUGCGGCACGUGCCAGCAGCGGUACUGCUGCCAAGACCCUCUGCGCCUGCUCACCGAGCGCCAGCAGCGCCACUGCCAUGUCUUCAGCCCCAAGACCAUCGCGGGCAUCGCCUCAGCCGUGGUGCUUUUCAUCGCCAUCGUCACCACCAUCGUCUGCUGCUUCAUGUGCUCCUGCUGCUACUUGUACCAGCGCCGGCAGCACCUCCGAACCCCCCUGCAAGACCUCCCCAAUCUCUCCUGCAGGCCCGGAAAUCCCCCUGUCCAGCUACCCCCCUGCAGCUCCUCCAGCUCCCAUCCCCGUGGACUCCAAAGCCGGCCCUUCGCCUCCCCAGCCUGGCUUCACCCCCAUGGCCAUGUAUCCCCCGCCUGGCCCUGCUGCCCAGUACCCCAUGUACCCCUCUGGCCCCCCUGUCUACUACCCCACAGCACCACCUCCCUACGUCCCGGCACAGCCCAGCUAUCCUGGAGCAUAAGCCCUGGCGGGGACCCUUGCACCCGCCGCCGGCCAGCGGGACCAAGCUGGGGACCCCUGAGAACCCCCCUGGCACUGGAGGGCUGCCCCAGCCGGCGCUGGAUCCGGCUCUUCCUGGCCAUCCUGGGGUGAUCCAACGCCAGCAGAACAGGGCGGCCCUUGUCCUGCACACUGGGCCCUUUGUGGGUGCCUAGUCCCUGGCUCUGGGUGCCAGCAGCCCCAAGCACUCGUGGGGGGGUCCCCUGAUGGCUGUGCACUGCUGUCUCCCUGCACACCCACCCCGGAUUUACCCCUGGCUCUUCUUUCCCCCAGGGCUGGCAUUAAACGACGUCUUGUGCCCACA